Messenger RNA from Boeremia exigua, 1072 nucleotides. RefSeq lists its product as uncharacterized. The transcript is spliced from 2 exons. Bases 173 to 757 code for a protein of 194 amino acids. Lineage: Eukaryota; Fungi; Ascomycota; Dothideomycetes; Pleosporales; Didymellaceae. The record is from RefSeq and is a predicted model, not a curated record.
AGGGGCUUCAUUACAGCUGUGUUCGAGCCUAGUGCCUGCUACUCCGAUUUUGCGCCAGACGAGGGAGCCACGGCCGUUGCUAUUGUCCAUCGAGGUGAGCUCAAGCGCUCGGCGCCGUAGAGAUACGGCCUCGUUGCACUCCCCUUUUGCACGACGCGGACACAGCGCAUGCAUGCGCCAGAUAUUCGAUAGUGGGCAGCAACGCGAUUCUGAUCUGCCAACGACUCGCGAUGUCAUCUUCCCCCCGCUAUCGAAUGUGUCGAGGCAGCUCCUGCCGCUCAGGUCGCAUCGGGUGGUGGACAGUCCAACAAGUCAUGAUCCACUCCACCCUCCAGAGCUAUCUCGUCCACUGAGCAAAAACGCGAUAGGAGAGAGUCUGUCUACAGUAUUCAACAAAGAUCAUAGCUCUUGCUCGGAAUCUUGGUCUGAUGACUCGGGAUAUCUAAAUGGCAGCGGGCAGCGUAUCUCAGCAGAUAUGGCUACCUCAUUAGACACUAGGAUUCAGGACUGGCUGUCAGCCACUUCCAAUCAUGGCCUCGAGCAAACGGAGGACACGGUGACCAAGGACAUCAGCCAGGACGAUCCCGUGCCAGAACGAUGCCACCCGGCCACGCCCAGCAAAGUGGCUCAAAUAAGGGGCAGGCUUACACCAAACAUCCCAACGGCGAAUCCACGUCGAAGUCCAUUCAACUCUCAAGCGCAACGUGAUAUGUCGGACAUGUGUACAUCCUCCAAUUUUGGCAGUCUGCAAACGUAGCAAGACAAACAGACAGCCACUUGGACGGACGCAACCUUGCAGUUAACAUCAGCAGCACAACUCAGGACAGCUACAGUACAUCCAAUGUCUACUCCUAAGAACCGCGCCAAUCGUUGUCGCCAGGAUGUUGAUUUGAGCCCGCUCAGUCCCAAUAUCUGCACAGAACGUGGCUCCUCAAGAUACCACAAAGACUGUACAGCACACGUGACGAACAAUACAUCACCAAACAAGCCGAAGCGAAUACUUCAGUCUCAUCAGAGACGUAUCCAGGAAAACUUGGCACCGGAGAGCACUACUAUUAAUCGAAAUCAUCGU